Coregonus sp. 'balchen' is the source of this 2850-nucleotide messenger RNA. The record is from the annotation of a GenBank genome assembly. Lineage: Eukaryota; Metazoa; Chordata; Actinopteri; Salmoniformes; Salmonidae.
CCACCCCCAUCCAACCACUGGGUUUAAUGUGCUGUAUCUUUACUACAGUAUUAAUAAGAAGACGCCAGUCUCUGCAAACUGUGAACUCUGAAUCACAAAAUAUAGCUAGAUCUUUAGUUUCUAUUAAAGAAGAAAACCUACACAAGUCCAACAUGCCCAAGAGAAAGGUAUGUAGAGAGCCUAGAUUACAGUAUGCGGAUAUACUUUUUGCCCUGUAUAAAUCAGUCGUGAUAUUAUGAAGCCUUCGAGAGAACGGAGAUUUAAUACAAAUCUGACGUAUGUAUUUAUGUUCACUCUUGCAAAAAAAUCUUUUGAAAUAAUUAUUAGAUUUUUUUGGUUUGCAAAUAGCGUCUUAUUUCGCCGAAUUUAGAAUGUUCUGAGGGAUUUCUUGAGAGGCGCACACAAUCUUCUGUCUGAUCUGAAGUCAGGCUGGAUCUCCAUGCUAUUGAAACCACAAGCAGCCAUGCUUUGCAGUUCCUACCCACAUCGCGAACACAGCCAAACAAAACGGAUGCCUUUUGAUAGUUCGACCGUGUAAAUCUGCAUUGAAAGGGUACAGAAAAAUAAAGUAAAAACUCUUCAUUUCUUCCUCGAUAUAAUUGUAUUCUAAGACCGUCGCAAAAAUGAUAAUUUUAAUGUUUUCUUUGUUCGCGUUAAAUGGGUGCUAUUGCGCCUUCUUAUCGCCAGGGGGCGGAACACAGUUGGUUCUGCCCCUCCCCCUAAAAUUCAUUUGGUGAAAACCGAUGAGGACUAAUGUCCCAAUGAAGAAAAAAAAAACUGUGCCACUGCUUCUUCUACUCAAAGCAUAGAAUAUGAAGCACAAAUCUAGAAUGAAUAGAGGCUGUCUGUAAAGGUCAAGUGUAGGCUAUUGCGAAUGUUUGCAAGAGGCUACGUUUCUGUGAACUUACAGUUACACAUUUGAGACAAUAUUGAAAUAUUCAGCAAUAUAUAUUAUGUUUUAGAUAUGCAUGCUAUUGUUUCCAAUCAUUUUGAGUAAUGUAUUUUUAAAUACAUUUUGCAGGGAGCCGAUGGAGAUGUCAAGGGGGAGGUAAGUGAUACACACACAAAGACACACACACUUGAAUAUCACCCUUGUAGAAUAGGCUACAGGUUGCAAUCUUCACCAUGAUUAAAAUCAUCACUAGUGAUUACUGGUGAUGAUUUUAUCACAUUAUUUGCUUGUGAAAACCUGAAAAUAUUCAAUUUGUUGAAAAGGAUAAUGUAUUCUUGAAAUAGGGAAAUAUUCAAUUGUCUGCAUUAUGUAGAUGAAUCAAGCAUCAUCAUUCAAUUCUUUUAAAAAUGUUUUCACACACCUUUGAUUGAGUAAUAUUAUUCUCUUUCCUUACAUUAGCCGUCAAGGAGAUCUGCACGGUUGUCAUCGGUGUGUACAUUUUGUUUCUUUAAAGCUUCCUUUUGGAAAUGUAAUACGUAUAUAGGCAUCAGUAUAUAGGCAUCAGCACUACAACUAUUUAACCUUUAAAAAUAGAUUUUCUUAUUUUCAACUAUAACUUUUGUUUUUUGGCCUGUUUCAUGGGAUCUAUUGUAUCAAUAUACUCUUCCUUCUGUAUUUUUCAGAAACCAGCCCCUCCCAAACCAGCACCAAAACCAAAAAAGCCAGCUAAGGUAAUACUUACCUGUCUUCAACAUUUACACAUUCAAUAUAAUUAUGCAUGUCAGGUGUUUAGUAUUACAUGUUGUCUUCUCGGCACAUUCACACCCAUAUUAAGUGUCAAGACAAUUACAUCACUUUGAGGUGCCAGGCAGAGAAGAUUUGACAGAUAUGCAUGUAAAUUGUCCACACAGAAAGAAAAAGAAGUAAAUGACAAGAAGAAGGAAGACAAGAAGAAGGUUAAGGCAGCAGCAGUCGGGGAGCCUAAAGAGGAGACCCAGUCUGAAAAUGGCGAGACCAAGACAGACGAAGUAUGUCAUGCCAUAUCAGUGAUACACUGAUACUUUUAUAUUAACAAUCCUUUGUACUUGGAAGUAUUAUCUCGAGAAGGUUGUUUUUAGUUAGUUGUAUCUGACUAUUUCUGGAGGCAAAUCCAUCUAAAAGCAUGAAUCAUUCAGGAUUCUCAGUGUCUCACAGUGAAUGGAUCUCAAGGUCUUACUUUUGUCAUCUUACAGGUAGAGACUCCAGAAGAGAAGACUGAGUAGCACCUGUCCUGGCCGUCCAAUCCCCUCCCUUGUAUGGCCCCCAAGUCUCAUGUGUUUUCCCUAAAACCUCCAUUACCUUAUUAACAGAGGAAUAUUUUUAUCAACAAUUUUGUAAUUAUUGGUACAGGUUUUUAGCACAAAACAAAGCUAAAUAUGGAAGAUUGUUCUGUUGUGCAGUGGUCAUAUCAAGUGUUUUUAAGCAAACAUAAUUACGGUUUCGUUUUUUUUAUUAGUGUUGGUAGCUUGUUGGGAGUUAAAAAAAGAAUGCUGGCUGGCAAACUAAUUGCAGGUGGUAUAGUAUCACAUUGUAGGUUUGCCAACUCAACAAAAUCACAACAUCUCUUUAGUUGGUGGCUGUAUUUUUACCCUUGAUAUGUGCAGUGUUUUUUCUUUAUGUGGGGGUUUACUUCUUUUCAACGUGAUUGUCUGUAAGAGGAAUUUAAAUAUUGAAAAAAUAUUGAAAACAUUCCAGGCUUAAUAAUGAUGUGGGCAUACCUGCUUUUGAAAUAAUCUUGCUCUGAAUUAUUUUGAUGACAAAUUAUUUUAAUGGCAGAAGAGGCUUGUUGGAAGUCGCUUAUGCUUUUUGAAACAAAUGUUGGGAUUUUUUAUUGAAAUAUGCCGCCAUCUGUUGUGUUCCCACUGAAGUUCUGGAUGUCUAAUUGGAAUCUAAUAAAAUAGUAAUUGGAAUUUUCCUCA